Cucurbita moschata (crookneck pumpkin) is the source of this 545-nucleotide messenger RNA. RefSeq lists its product as uncharacterized. Lineage: Eukaryota; Viridiplantae; Streptophyta; Magnoliopsida; Cucurbitales; Cucurbitaceae. The coding region runs from base 1 to 480 and encodes 159 amino acids. The transcript is spliced from 3 exons. The record is from RefSeq and is a predicted model, not a curated record. Gene Ontology annotation, biological process: cytokinin biosynthetic process.
AUGGAUGGGUCGGCGGAGUCCGGUUGGACUGUGUAUUUGGAGAAUUCUUCUUCUUCUUCUUCUUCUUCUUCUUUUUUGUUCACUCCAACAAUUCGUGAUUCUUUUGGUGUUCUUCAUAAAGAUGAACAUGAACUGGAUUUGUCUAUGGUUUCUGAUGCCUCUUCUGGGCCUCCAAUUUUCCCGGAAAAUGAUGUUAUUUUCCCGGAAAAUGAAGCUAUUUUCCCGGAAAAUGAAGCUAUUUUCCCGGAAAAUGAAACUGGCUCGAAAACUAGCCGCAAAAUGAAGGGUUGUGAGGAACGACGGCGGCGCCGUGAUCGGAUGGAGAAAACGACGUCGUUUCUCGAUGACACUGCUAGCUCUGAUCCCAAUUUCAAUAAUUCGGAGAGUUCAUCCUACCAAAGCCAAUUUAACACAAUUAGACAAUCAUCUCCAUCUCGAAAUCAAAGGCAAAAGAAUCAGUGGUUUAAAGGGAAGAGAUGAUGGCUCCGUUAAACACGAUACAACAAUGAUAUGAUAUUAGCUCUCAUAGCUUUGUUUUGAGCUUC